Folsomia candida is the source of this 1168-nucleotide messenger RNA. RefSeq names its product cytochrome b-c1 complex subunit Rieske, mitochondrial (gene RFeSP). Gene Ontology annotation, biological process: mitochondrial electron transport, ubiquinol to cytochrome c. Lineage: Eukaryota; Metazoa; Arthropoda; Collembola; Entomobryomorpha; Isotomidae. Gene Ontology annotation, molecular function: 2 iron, 2 sulfur cluster binding; quinol-cytochrome-c reductase activity. Gene Ontology annotation, cellular component: membrane. The coding region runs from base 126 to 959 and encodes 277 amino acids. The record is from RefSeq and is a predicted model, not a curated record. The transcript is spliced from 6 exons.
CGUAACUUCAACUUUGCCAAGAACUCCACCAACUUUUCCAAAUUUAUUCCGUGAGUGGAUUUUUCCUUGGUAGUUUCUCAAAUAGACAUAAAAUUGGAAAAAUUCCUAAUUCCUGAGUUGAGGACAUGUUGAGCUACGUGGCAAAGUCGAGUACCAUGUCGCCUUACAUGAAGGCCACGGUCACUGCCGUCGCUGGGGCGAAGCAGGUCCUCAACCCUGCCACGGUUGUGGGUACAGCCCCGUCUGUCCCUUAUCCUGCUCCACAACCAACCGAUCCCAAAUCUGGAGAUACGUUGAGGAGGAUGGCUCCUCAAUCUGGUGCGGUAUCGGUGACAUCAGGCGUAAGGAGUUCGUCCAUUGUCCGGUACGCACACACAGAUGUUCGGGUCCCUGAUUUCUCGGCUUACCGUCGUACCGCUGUCAAAGACCCGACCACUCGAUCAAGAGACUCUGCUGAUUCGAGAAAUUCAUUCACGUACCUCAUCACCGGAAGCGGUAUGGUGACUGGAGCCUAUUGUGCUAAAACUCUUGUCACCGAUUUCGUCAGCAGUAUGUCUGCCUCUGCUGAUGUGUUGGCGUUGGCCAAGAUUGAAAUCAAGUUGGGAGAUAUCCCAGAAGGAAAAAAUGUUACUUUCAAAUGGAGAGGAAAGCCAUUGUUUAUCAGACACAGAACUGCAGAAGAAAUUGACACAGAGACCAAAGUCGACAUCAACACCUUAAGAGACCCCCAACCGGAUUCCGACCGUGUCAAAAAACCACAAUGGCUCGUCGUAUUGGGAGUUUGUACUCAUUUGGGCUGUGUGCCCAUUGCUAAUGCUGGCGAUUUUGGUGGUUACUAUUGUCCAUGCCACGGAUCACAUUACGAUGCUUCUGGACGAAUUCGCAAAGGACCUGCUCCACUCAACUUGGAAGUUCCAGAAUACGAAUUUCCAGACGAUGAUAACCUACUAGUCGGUUAAAAUAAUUUAUAUUGCUAACAUCUGUAUAUAAAAAAUAUUCGUCAAGUUCAAUUUCAAUGCCCAAGCUGUUAGGAGUCAUCAAUGUCGAAAAAACACUAUUUGAUUGAUAAGCAUGUUAGUUAUUCUUAGAAACGAACUGAUACAUUGUAUUACUGCAAUUGGAAUCUGUAAAAAAAAUUGAAUAAUAUCCUGUGUUUAAGAAAAUAUUA